AUGCCAAAUCCGAGAUCAGCCCGAAGCAGUCAGCGGUCUGUUCUCGCUUGCACUAAUUGCUCUCGUCGCAAGGUCAAAUGCUCCAAGACUAUUCCCUGCACUGCAUGCGUGCGCCAGAACAAAGCUGCGCAAUGUCAGCGAGAGCCUGUCACUGUUGUUUCGAGGCGUUCGGUAGGGCGUUCCAGGGCCUCGACAGCACUGGACGACCCGCCUGUACCUGUCCCUGAAGCGGCCAGCCUCGCGACAGUGUCGCCAACUGCAAUCGAUGAGGUACCCGCCAGUACUACUGUUGACCCUGCAGCUGGUAGCACUGCUACAAUUAGCAAUGAUCCCCUACCGCAAAUUGAUGAGCGAAUGAUUGAACAGCUUUUAGCUUCGCUAUCCACGCCCGACCCAAGGUUGACCAACGAAGCUGCUGCCAUGCUGGAGUUUCUUACCCACGGUCGGCGCAAUAUCCUUAACCAAUUCAUUGGAAGAGAGUCUAUUUCUACCUCCGCGAUGCAGCCUGUCCAAAAGUGGGAUACGUUCUUACCUGUCGAGGAUGCUCGAUCAAUGCUGGUGCUUCAUGGGAAGCAUCUGAUCUGGAUGCAUAAUACGGUUCAUAUGCCGACGUUUCUGCGCGAGUUUGAUGAGAACAUUCUCCAAAUUGAAUGUGAUAGAAAUUGGAUAGCCCUUUAUUACGCUCUUCUCUCCCAAACGCUCUACCAUCUCGACAGCGACUACCUGUCAUCUUUACCGCAGCCAAUAACAGUCAUCCAAGUUGACAGUAACGCGUCGCGUAUUCUGUUUGACAAGAGCAGAGAUAUGCUGCAUCAAGUAGAGUUCAUGGAUAAGCAUAAGCUGACCUCGGUUCAAGCAAUCUGCUUGCUGGUUCAAGUUGCUCACAAUUUUGACAAGUCUGACCUCAUAUGUGUUCUCAUAUCUGCAGCUAUCCGCAUCGCUCAAUGUCUAAACCUGCAUCGGCUGGGUUAUGAUGACCCUGGUGCCAGUGUGAUCGAGGCCAUCGACCGCGAAGUGCGAAAGCGAGUGUGGUGGUUUCUCGUGCGGUACGACUGGCUACAGAUCCCGUUCCAAAACACCUGCCAGAUUCACUAUUCACAGUUCAACACCCCGAUGCCCGCUAACUGUCAUGAUGAUGCGCAACGCAUGAUAAAAGAUGGCAGAAUUGACGUGCAGCCUGCUGAGAUCAGUACCAUUAUUACCUGGACUAAUUGCCUUGCCCAAAUGUCUGUUGUUAUGUGGAGACAUCAUGAUCGCAUGCUAAGAGUCGACACGCAGAAUGAUGAUAUUGAUAGAAGAUAUGAUGAAGUCACACGAACCGAUGAGGAGGUCAAGAGCUUAUAUCUCUCAUGGUCUGGCACGCUACGUGAUGUUAAUAAUACGCUAAGCGAUAGUCCAUCGACCGAUGGUCUGCCUACGAGCUUAAUGCCAGCAAUGCUUCUUAUGAGUAUUGCUCAGAAGGUAGUAAUGAUUAGCGAUAUAACUGUAUUCAUGACUGAUGGAUUUGGCAGAUCUUUACCAUUCAUCGCCAAUUCCAACUGUCGUGUUUUCGCGACAGGCGAUAUGCAUUUUCUCAGGCAAGUGCUCUCAAUUAACUCUGGACCUCUCACUUACCCGCAACAGCUGUCGUGUGUAACGAUAGCUGAACGAAGCAUCGAAGCAUUCCAGCGAUGGCCCGAUUGUCUGGAGGCAGGCAUCUGUCGCAGGAUGUGGACUACGCUCUCGUACAUGAUCAGCUGCUCAAUCACCCUUCUCUUCGCUUUGCUCUUCAAGACCCAGAAUGCCCUCACGCAUGAUUGGGAGAAGCUACGCGCUUAUGUCGAGUUUGGGAAGAACUUUCUGAGCAAGGAAGCACAGGGAAGCUCAAUCGCUAGGAGAGGAGUCCGAUUACUCAGCGCGUUGAUGGAUCUCGAGCGCACAUCGGGUUUCUCAUCGGACAUUGAAGCGGACAUCGGAGAUACUAUACGUCGCGUCGCGUUAGCUGACGGCGACGGUGUUGAAGCGAAUACUGGUGAAGGGUAUCAAAUGGUCUUUCCGUAUGGGCAAGAUCUUUGGGAAAGCUUGAUGAGGGACCCUACUGAGUUUGCGAACUGA
Molecule: messenger RNA, 2094 nt
Organism: Fusarium tjaetaba
Lineage: Eukaryota; Fungi; Ascomycota; Sordariomycetes; Hypocreales; Nectriaceae
Exons: 4
Coding region: 1-2094 (697 amino acids)
Biological process (GO): DNA-templated transcription; regulation of DNA-templated transcription
Molecular function (GO): DNA binding; zinc ion binding; DNA-binding transcription factor activity, RNA polymerase II-specific
Source: RefSeq, a predicted model, not a curated record